Molecule: messenger RNA, 3444 nt
Organism: Melitaea cinxia (Glanville fritillary)
Lineage: Eukaryota; Metazoa; Arthropoda; Insecta; Lepidoptera; Nymphalidae
Product: mitochondrial folate transporter/carrier
Exons: 6
Coding region: 1-963 (320 amino acids)
Biological process (GO): folate import into mitochondrion; nucleotide transport
Cellular component (GO): mitochondrion
Molecular function (GO): FAD transmembrane transporter activity; folic acid transmembrane transporter activity
Source: RefSeq, a predicted model, not a curated record
AUGACUACAAUGAAGAAUACUAAUCCAUCGUCUUCUAAGCUUGCACUUUUGAGCCAUAUCAAGUACGAGCACCUGGUAGCUGGGAUAUCAGGUGGCGUCACAUCAACACUAAUUUUGCAUCCUUUGGACCUUAUUAAAAUUCGUUUUGCUGUAAAUGAUGGAAGAACAGCAACAGUACCGCGUUACGAUGGCCUGGGCAGCGCAUUUGUUACGAUCGUGAAGAAGGAGGGCGUGCGGGGCCUGUACCGCGGCGUCACUCCUAACGUCUGGGGCUCGGGAUCGGCCUGGGGUUUUUAUUUCUUAUUCUAUAACGCAAUAAAAACGUGGAUACAAGGGGGUAACGCACGAACACCUCUCGGGCCAGGUCUCCACAUGCUGGCCGCAGCUCAGGCUGGCAUACUAUCAUUGGUGAUGACCAACCCCAUAUGGGUCGUUAAGACCAGGCUCUGCCUCCAGUACAGCGAGGAGCACACCAUCGCCGAACACAAGAGAUACAAUGGGAUGAUUGAUGGUUUGACGAAGAUCUACAGGACGGAAGGCGUCAGGGGGUUGUAUAGGGGCUUCAUUCCGGGCAUGUUCGGUGUCUCCCACGGUGCGCUACAGUUUAUGACAUACGAGGAAAUGAAGAAUAGGUACAAUCAAUACAGGAACCUACCUAUCGAUAUUAAAUUGAGCUCAGUAGAGUACCUAACAUUCGCGGCCGUAUCAAAGUUACUAGCGGCAGGCGCGACCUACCCCUACCAGGUGGUACGGGCUCGUCUCCAAGACCAGCACCGCAACUACACGGGCGCGUGGCACUGCGUCACCGAAACUUGGAGACACGAAGGUUGGCGUGGUUUCUACAAGGGCCUGAAACCGAACUUGAUACGCGUGGUUCCAGCUACGAUGAUCACAUUCUUGACAUACGAAAAUGUGUCGCAUUUUAUGUUAAAGCGUGAACCAAAAUUUAAUCUACCCUCCUAAACAUAUCUUUGUUAUGUAAAGCCAUUAAUUAAGGUUACAGGUUUAUGGCUAUUCAUAUAUAUUUCAAGUAUUUGAGGAUAUAUAAAGAUUUCUAUUACUUGAAUUAUGUUGUUACACCGCGUUACAAUAUUUUUAGACUUUGGGUUCUCAUCUAAUUUGACCAAUCUCUGUCCCUAAAUGAACUUUGAAAGUAUGGCUCUGUGUUGUGUUACUGCCUCAGUCUAGUGUUCUUCAGUUUACGUUUUCAGACUAUUUUGUGUUAAAAAAAUAUUUGAUACAUCUUGUUUGAUUUCUUGGUUGAUACUUGUGAUGAUAUUUGAAUUGCGCAGUUAUUUCUGAUUAAAAAACAUGAUAUGUAAAAAUGUAUAUUUGUUGAAAUUAUAAGGCUAAUUUGACUACUUGGUCGGAAGCAUUUUAAUUAGUUAAUUAAGUUUGUUACCUUAAUCACAAAUUUUAGUAUUAAGGCCUUAUUAGUUAUUGUACCGAAAAUUGUAAAACAGGUUUAAUUUUAAGAUAAUGAUUUCAUGACACUGAACUUCCAUUUUAAAUAUUGGAAGUCUAUUUGCGUUUUUCAGCCUUUAUUUAUGGCACGAGUUAAUAAUUACAGUCACUUUUUCAUUUAUACGGACAGCUAAACUGCCUCAUAGUACAUCUCUUUUUAGCCACUAGUGGCGCUGGCGUCAGUAGGUGAAAUAUUAUAAAAAAUGCUUAAGAACAAAAAGCAACUGUUUAUAGAUAUGAUAGUAUUAAUAAGCCCAGUAUAGUAAUAGUACAAAUUUUGUUUUAUUCAUUUCAAUGUCUUACGCUCUUUUCUGUGACAUUAUCUAUCUGUAAUUUGAACAUAAUUUACGUAUGAUUGCUAAAAAUUUUCAAUGUCAUUAAAUUGGUUAGAAUAAUCUGGUGUCAAUAAUAUACAAAUAUUUAUAUUUAAAAUAAAUGUUUCCAUAUUGUGUAGUGUUUAGCAAGUUUUAAACUUAAGUAAAGGCUGUGUUAUCUUCCUUUUUGGUUAUUUUGGAUGAGUUUUUAGAAUUAGUUUUUAUAUCUUAUUAUCAAUAUUAUGAAGAAAAAAAAAUCCCGUUUUUAAAUUUCAACAAAUCGAUAUUAAAAUUCUGACAAUGUUGAAACUCCCUUUCAACAUUUUUAUUGUAAUAAUUUGAUUUGAUAAGCGUGACUUAUGUUUGAUUAAAUAUCAAAUAGGUUUGUAUAUGUUUGAUUAAGUAUCAAUUUGGUUGUAUAAGACUAGGUCAAAAUCAUAAAAAGCAAUAUUGUUAAUGAUUGUGUGACCUUAGUAAAAAAAUCUGUGUCCUAAGAAACAAUCAAAAUCCUUCAAAUUAAAGUUUUUAAUUGAAUUAAGCACUGUAUUGCAAUUGGUACGUAAACAAUUUCCAAUAAGGAGGACAUUUUCAUUUUUUUUGUAUGUUUUGUUACCUAAUAAAUGUGUAAGGGCUGAAAGUUUUAUUUUUCAUUAGAUUAAAAUGGGUUUUAGUUAUAAGCGUCUUAAAUAUUGCCAUAUUUAAGCUUAAAUUAAACAUGUUACCUGGCCAUAAAUAAUGCACAUUAACCUUUGGAAAGAGACAAUCGGCUAAUUUCAACUUCGUAUAGCGUUGUCUCUGACGCAUAUUACCUAUGUAUGUGACGUAUGAUGUAAUGUGUGUAAGAGGUGUAAAGAUUUUAAACUACUCAAGUUGUAGAGAGAUUUAGGACCUGUUUCAGCGGUUGUGGAUACAGUUUAUCCAGCAAAUAAAUUACUAUUAGACUCAAUUAAUAAACUGCAACUUUUAGAUUAAUUAGCGAAUGGAAAUAUCUCAUAAAUACAAUGGAAUUCGAUAGUGUAAAAGAAUUAUACUCCAAAAACUUUUAUCUAUUGGAUUUCGCUAUCCGUCAAAUAGCGUUAUUCACAACUGGUGAAACAGGCCCUUAACAAUGCAUCUAUGGGUUGAAGUAUUACUGAAUUAACAUCUACGUGUUUAUAUUGUUUAAACUUAUUUCAAAUACAAACAAAUUAUUGGUUUAACAACCAUUUUCAAUCAAUUAUAGACAGUAAAAAUAUAGGUAAUGAAGUAAUUGCACUAAAUUUAUUAGCUAUGAUAUUUAAACUCCUUGAUAGAAAGGGUUAUUAAAGUACCUAUAUGAUUGUGUAAUCAUAUGUGUAAUACGUUGAGGUGUAACGCCGGGAAGAAAGUAGAAUUAUAAAAAUUCUUAAGAAGGAUAUUUCUCUUCGUAAGUUACUAUAUUUAAAAUGUGAAUAUACAUAGAUUAAUUUCCUUGAAAUAGCAUUAACUGACACGAAUUAAGUUGAAGUAAGUAUUACGUAACUGCAUUUAUUCUUAUGUUAAUGCUGAAGAUAGCUUCGUCUUGUUCAUUUCUAUUCUUGAAGUUAUUUUUAAAUAGAUUUUUGUGUUUUCUUAAGCAGAUGUCAUUUCGUUUGUUUCUUUAUUAAUUUUGCUUUGGAUAUUUUUAAAUAAAACGAAGAUUAAAAUA